Messenger RNA from Humulus lupulus (European hop), 4385 nucleotides. RefSeq lists its product as uncharacterized. The record is from RefSeq and is a predicted model, not a curated record. Lineage: Eukaryota; Viridiplantae; Streptophyta; Magnoliopsida; Rosales; Cannabaceae. The transcript has 28 exons. Gene Ontology annotation, molecular function: protein binding. Gene Ontology annotation, biological process: endoplasmic reticulum to Golgi vesicle-mediated transport; protein localization to phagophore assembly site. The coding region runs from base 234 to 4088 and encodes 1284 amino acids. Gene Ontology annotation, cellular component: phagophore assembly site; cytoplasmic vesicle; TRAPPIII protein complex.
AUGUCGUAGACAGCCCCUUUUGUUUAAUCCAGAGAGAUACGAUCACUCAAAGCAGGCUCUUCCAGUCCACUCCAUCCGCCAUUGACGUAGUCGGAGAUCUGAGCGAGCCUAAUCCCGAGUGACUCACGCAACGAGCCGAUUCGACUCAGUGAGUAGCUCAGUUUGGCUAUCGAAUCGCAACGGAAAAGAAGCCACACUUUUCCGAAUUAAGGCAAUUAAAAUCGAAAAAAACAAUGGCGGAUCCGGCGAACACGCCACUUGGCCAAAUGCUAUUGGACGAGAUCACUCCGGUUGUGAUGGUGCUCGGCACACCGCUCGUCGAAGAAGCUUGUCUCAAGAAUGGCGUCAACUUCGUUCAAAUGCUCAGCCCCUUUUGCAGCUUCAACAACAUCGACGUACCAGUACGGACAGCUAGUGAUCAAUCUUACAGGCUUCAGAAAUUCAAGUUACGAUUGUUUUAUGCUUCGGAUAUUGGGCAACCAAAUUUGGAGGUAGCAAGAGAGCGGUUGAAACAGGUCAUUACGCAGGCUGGGGAAAAAGAUCUAUCUGAAUUGAGUUCAGAUCAUCCUCUAAUAAAUAAUGAACAUUCUCGCUCUGCUGUUGAAAAUCUACCGUCAUGGUUUCAGGUCUUCAAUAAAGAGCUUGUGCGAAGUGCAUCUUUUUCAGAUCAUGAAGCUUUUGACCAUCCUGUGGCAUGUCUUUUGGUUGUUUCUUCAAAGGAUGAACAGCCUAUCAACAAGUUUGUUGAUCUCUUCAACACCAACAAACUGCCAUCUCUUCUUAAUGAUGGUGCAAUGGACCCGAAGAUUUUAAAGCAUUAUUUAUUGGUUCAUGAUAAUCAAGACGGCACUUCUGAGAAAGCAGCUAGGAUUUUAACUGAGAUGAGGAGCACCUUUGGUUCUGACUGUCAAUUACUUUGCAUAAAUUCCUCUGAAUGUGGUGUGGUUGAACAUCAGGAUAAUCCUUGGGGGCUUUAUAAAUCUGAUGCAUCCCCUGGUCAGAAACUCGGUUGCUUCCUUGAUGUUGAUGAUCUUAAUGAGAUGAAAGAUAUCAUGCAAGAUUUGUCAACAAAACACAUCAUUCCUUACAUGGAGCAGAAGAUACGUCUACUCAAUCAACAGGUUUCUGCAACAAGGAAGGGAUUUAAAAACCAAAUUAAAAACUUGUGGUGGAGAAAAGGCAAAGAUGAAGUUGUAGAAUCGUCCAAUGGUUCGACGUACACCUUCAGUUCCAUUGAAUCUCAGAUUAGAGUAUUGGGUGAUUAUGCCUUCAUGCUGAGAGAUUAUGAACUUGCAUUGUCAAACUAUCGUUUAAUUUCAAUGGAUUACAAGCUUGAUAAAGCGUGGAAGCGCUACGCUGGUGUGCAGGAAAUGACGGGGCUUACAUACUUCAUGCUAGAUCAAUCGAGAAAGGAGGCAGAGUAUUGCAUGGAAAAUGCGUUUAAUACUUAUUUAAAAAUUGGGCCAUCUGGUCAGCAAAACGCAACACGGUGUGGUCUUUGGUGGGUAGAAAUGCUGAAGACAAGAGAUCAGUUUAAAGAGGCUGCCACGGUUUACUUUCGUGUUUGUGGUGAGGAACCACUACAUUCUGCUGUAAUGCUUGAGCAAGCAUCUUAUUGCUACUUGUUGUCCAAGCCACCGAUGUCGCACAAAUAUGGAUUUCAUCUUGUUCUUUCCGGCGAGCGUUACAAAAAAAGUGAUCAGAUUAAACAUGCAAUACGUACAUAUAAAAAUGCCAUUUCAGUUUACAAAGAAACUACAUGGAGCCAUAUUAAGGACCAUGUGCAUUUCAAUAUUGGACAAUGGUAUGCGAAUCUUGGGAAUUAUGACUUGGCUGCCUCUCAUGUAUUGGAGGUUCUGGCCUGUAGUCAUCAGUCCAAGGCAACACAGGACAUAUUUCUUAAGCACUUUCUUCAAAUUGUUCAGAAAACAGGAAAGACGAUUGAAGUUUCGAAACUUCGAUUGCCUGAGAUUAACGUCUCAUCCCUUAAGGUCAUUUUUGAAGAUCAUCGAACAUAUGCAUCACCUACAGCAGCCAGUGUUAAUGAAAGCAUAUGGCGUUCAUUAGAAGAGGACUUGGUUCCAUCACUGACUACUGUCAGGACUAAUUGGCUAGAGAUACACUCAAAGAUUCUCCCCAAAAAGCUUAAAGAUUCAAAUGUUUGUGUUGCUGGAGAAGCAGUGAGGGUUGAUAUUGAAUUAAAAAAUCCUUUGCAAAUUCCCAUAACUGUAUCUAGUGUAUCCCUGAUGUGUGAGCUUUCCACAAGUUCAGAUGAGACAACAUCUGAUGCUAAUAGCCCAGCACAGGAGGUUCAGAACAAUGAUGAAUCUAUUGAGAUAACCAGCAGGGAAACAAGUCGAAAUGAUUCCUCCUUUUCUUUGUCAAAGGUUAACUUUUCAUUAGAAGGAGGUAAAACAAUCAUGGUGCAACUAACGGUUACUCCAACAGUAGAAGGGAUUUUACACAUUGUUGGCAUAAGGUGGAAUCUGUCAGGUGCUGUUGUUGGUUUUCAUAAUUUUGAGUCAUAUCCUAUCAAGAAAAAAAGUUCAAAGGGAAGAAGACGGAGUGCUAGCCGUUCUUCUGAUGACAGCCUGAAGUUUGUGGUGAUCAAGAGUCUACCAAAACUUGAGGGCGUCAUUCGGCCAUUACCCACAAGUGUGUAUGCAGGAGAUGUACAACAACUUGUACUGGAGUUGAGAAAUCAAUCAGAAUCUGCUGUUAAAAACUUGAAGAUGAAGGUCAGUCAUCCAAGAUUUCUGAAUAUUGGGAGUCAGGAAAGUUUGGAUGUGGAAUUUCCUGCUUGCUUGGAAAUGAAGACAAAUUCUGGACAAAGUUCUAUACAACCUAAUCCUGGUAACACGUCUCAACCUGUGUUUCUGUUUCCAGAGGACACAAUUAUCAAAGGGGAAACACCAUUAUUGUGGCCUCUUUGGUUUCGGGCUGCUGUUCCUGGAAAUAUUUCCUUAUACAUAACCAUAUACUAUGAGAUAGAAGAUACAUCAAGCACUAUGAGAUACCGCACCCUUGCCAUGCAUCAUAAUUUGCAGGUAUUGCCAUCCUUAGACAUCGCAUUCCAAGUCAGUCCUUGCCCGUCAAAAUUGCAAGAGUUCCUUGUGCGGAUGGACAUUAUCAACAAAACCAGUGCAGACAGUUUUCAGGUCCAUCAGUUAUCGUCUGUUGGAGAAAACUGGGCAAUCUCCCUGCUUCAGCCUGCUCAUACUGAAUUUCCUUCACAAUGUCUAAUGGCCGGUCAAUCAUUGUCUUGUUUUUUCAUGCUUAAGGAUCAGAGGAAAACAGUGACUUCAGAGGACAAGACAUCUUCUGUUUCCAUUCCUCUUGGAAAUGUUGUCGGAUUGGGUCCUCAGGGUAGCGCUGGACUACUUUUUGAUACAUCAAGCUCUCCACUGGCUGAUUUCCACAAUUGUGAAAGAAUGCACCAGGAAAUUUCACAUCAGAGCCACUCAACAGUUGACUUCAUAUUGAUCUCUCAGCUGCUAAAGGGCGAUCCUCAUUCUGGAAUUCCGGAUCCAUCGCAUCUUUUUUCUCACCAUUCAUGUCAUUGCAGUAUUGCAAGCAGAAGCCCUAUAUCGUGGCACGUAGAUGGGCCUCGAACAUUAUAUCACAACUUCUCUGCAUCCUUUUGUGAAAUUAAACUAAGUAUGACAAUAUACAACUCAUCCAACUCCAUUGCAUCUGUGCGCAUAAGCAAUCACGACUCCAGUGGCAAUUCAAAUGAAUCAACAUCAGCUACAACUUAUGAAAAUCAAGUAGGUUGGCACGAUGUCUCACUAGUUACUGACAUAAAAGUCACAUCUGAUGUCCUUGCAACUCAAUCUGGAAAACCACCAUCUCUUGAAUCUGUUUCUCCAUACAUAUGGUCUGCUGCAAGUUCAACUAGAGUCCGUAUCGAGCCCAUGUCAACGAUCGAUAUUCCCCUUCAGAUUUCUGUAUUUUCAUCGGGGACAUAUGAUAUUUCAAACUAUGAGUUGCAUUGGAAUCUUCUACUGCCCAAUGGUGAAAAAAAUGUUGAUUCUUCAGGUACAUGCCAGGGGUAUCCCUAUUAUCUCACCGUGCUCCAAUCUGCUUGAGGUUCACUUGUUUGUUUUGUUUUGUUUUGUUUUGCCUAUCCUGUAAAUUAUUAUGUGUAAUUUACUCUUUACAACAUUAGGAAUUAUGAAAAGGGUUAGGAUCUGUAGGAGGAGGUGAUUUUGAUUUUUGGUCCUGCUCAAUUGAAGAAUAAGAGCAAUGAAGAUUAAUAUAAUUUUUAUACCAUUUUUGGAUAGAUUUUACUCUAAACAUUUUUUCCCCUCUUGUAAUCACACGGCAGAAUGCGAUUCAUGCAUUGUUGUCUUUUGGAACUUAAAUUUGUAAACGUUUAUUAGACA